Erinaceus europaeus (western European hedgehog) is the source of this 6403-nucleotide messenger RNA. It is a transcript of the gene COL14A1, whose product is annotated as collagen type XIV alpha 1 chain. Gene Ontology annotation, molecular function: protein binding. The record is from RefSeq and is a predicted model, not a curated record. NCBI's taxonomy places the organism in Eukaryota, Metazoa, Chordata, Mammalia, Eulipotyphla, Erinaceidae. Gene Ontology annotation, cellular component: interstitial matrix. The transcript is spliced from 48 exons. The coding region runs from base 240 to 5627 and encodes 1795 amino acids.
UUGUCUGAUGCUGGGCGCCCAGGCUGUGGACAGUGGGAGCAAGAGAGCGAGAGAAGGAGUUGAGAGGUUAGUUUGAAAGGGUGCAGGGUGUGAAGCCACCAGGGGAGCGACGUGCAGCCGAGAACCUGUUGGCGACUGAACUUGGUUCUUCCCUAAGUGUUGAGAGGUCCCCAACCUGGGCUGGAACCUUGACUGGCACAGGACUGCUGAUACAUCCCAUGUGAAAAUCAAGGAAUGAGAUGAUUUCUCAGUACAAGAUGCAAUACUGGCUGAUUCCAGCUUUUUGGGCAGUUAUUCAUUUUUGCACCAUUGUCCAGGGGCAAGUGUCUCCACCCACUAGGUUAAGAUACAAUGUAAUAUCUCAUGAUAGUAUACAGAUUUCAUGGAAGGCUCCAAGAGGGAAAUUUGGUGGCUACAAACUUCUUGUGACUCCAGCUUCAGGUGGAAAGACCAACCAGUUGAAUCUCCAGAAUACUGCAACCAAAGCCAUUAUUCAAGGUCUUAUGCCAGACCAGAAUUACACUGUUCAAAUUAUUGCAUUCAAUAAAGACAAAGAAAGCAAGCCUGCCCAAGGUCAAUUCAGAAUUAAAGAUUUAGAAAAAAGAAAGGAUCCAAAACCCAGAGUCAAGGUUGUGGACAAAGAAAAUGGGACCAGACCAUCUUCACCAGAAGAAGUGAAGUUUUUCUGUGAAACUCCAGCUAUAGCUGAUAUUGUCAUUCUCGUUGAUGGUUCAUGGAGUAUUGGAAGAUUCAACUUCAGACUGGUCAGACUUUUCUUAGAAAAUCUGGUUACAGCAUUCAACGUGGGCUCAGAGAAGACUCGAAUUGGUCUGGCACAGUACAGUGGUGACCCCAGGAUAGAAUGGCACCUUAAUGCUUUUAGCACAAAAGAUGAAGUGAUUGAGGCUGUCCGAAAUCUACCGUACAAGGGAGGAAAUACACUAACUGGUCUUGCUUUGAACUACAUUUUUGAAAAUAGCUUUAAACCAGAAGCAGGAUCAAGGACUGGAGUAUCCAAAAUUGGGAUUUUAAUCACAGAUGGAAAGUCCCAAGAUGAUAUUAUUCCACCAUCCAGAAAUCUUCGUGACUCUGGUGUAGAACUGUUUGCCAUAGGGGUGAAAAAUGCAGAUGAGAAUGAACUGCAAGAAAUUGCUUCUGAACCAGAUAGCACUCAUGUGUACAACGUUGCCGAAUUUGACCUGAUGCAUACAGUUGUGGAGAGCCUGACAAGGACUGUAUGUUCCAGGGUGGAAGAACAGGACCAGGAGAUCAAAGCCUCAGCUCUUGCCACUAUUGGGCCUCCCACAGAGUUGAUGACUUCUGAAGUCACUGCCAGAAGCUUUAUGGUUAACUGGACCCAUGCCCCAGGAAAAGUGCAAAAGUACAGAGUCGUCUACUACCCUACCAGGGGUGGAAAACCAAAUGAGGUGGUAGUAGAUGGAAGUGAGUCUUCCACAGUGCUGAAGAAUUUGAUGUCAUUAACUGAAUACCAGAUAGCAGUCUUUGCGAUAUAUCCCCACACUGCUAGUGAAGGCCUACGGGGAACUGAAACUACACUGGCUUUACCCAUGGCUUCCAACCUUGAACUAUAUGAUGUAACAGAAAACAGUCUAAAGGCCAAAUGGAAUCCAGUGGCUGGAGCCUCUGGAUACCUGAUUCUUUAUGCUCCUCUAACAGAGGGUCUAGCUGGGGACGAAAAGGAGAUGAAAAUUGGAGAGACCCACACAAAUAUUGAAUUGAGUGGUUUGUUGCCCAAUACGGAAUACACAGUUACAAUUUAUGCUAUGUUUGGAGAAGAGGCCAGUGAUCCUGUUACAAGUCAAGAAACAACAUUGCCCUUAAGUCCACCAAGAAACCUGAGGAUAUCCAAUGUUGGCUCUAACAGUGCCCGGUUAGCCUGGGACCCAACUUCAAAGAAGAUCAGUGGUUAUCGGAUUGUAUAUAACAAUGAGGAUGGGACUGAAGUAAAUGAGGUUGAGGUUGAUCCUAUUACUACAUUCCCUCUGAAAGGCCUGACCCCCCUCACAGAGUAUACUGUUGCCAUUUUCUCCAUCUAUGAUGAAGGACAGUCAGAACCUCUGACUGGCAUGUUUACCACAGAGGAAGUUCCAGCCCAGCAAUAUUUGGAAAUUGAUGAGGUGAAGACAGAUGGUUUUAGAGUGUCCUGGCAUCCUCUCUCUGCUGACGAAGGGCAGCACAAGUUAAUGUGGAUUCCAGUCUAUGGCGGGAAUACCGAAGAGAUUAUCCUGAAAGAAGACCAAGAUUCCUAUACUAUUGAAGGUCUGGAUCCUGGCACCGAAUAUGAAGUUUCACUGUUAGCUGUUCUGGAUGAUGGAAGUGAAAGUGAGGUGGUGACUGCUGUUGGGACCACUCUUGACAGUGUUUGGACAGAAUCACCCACAAUGAUCACACCCACAACCACACAACCUGUGACUUCAGUUUCCCGGACAGGAAUCAGAAACCUGGUUGUAGAUGAUGAGACAACUUCUAGCCUGCGGGUAAAAUGGGACAUUUCAGACAGCAGUGUGCAGCAUUACAGGGUGACCUACCUGACUGCUGAAGGCGACCCUGCGGAAGAAGUGGUAGGAACGGUUAUGGUUCCUGGAAAUGAGAACAAUCUCCUUCUGAAGUCAUUGCUUCCCAAUACUGAAUACAAGGUCACAGUAACACCUAUCUACAAUGACGGAGAAGGGGUCAGUGUUUCUGCUCCUGGGAAGACCUUAUCAUCCUCUGGCCCCCAAAACUUGCGAGUGUCAGAAGAAUGGUAUAAUAGACUGCGUAUUACCUGGGAUCCCCCAGCUGCCCCUGUCAAGGGCUAUAGGAUUGUUUACAGGCCUGUUAGUGUUUCAGGGCCAACGCUGGAAACCUUUGUGGGAGCUGACAUUAACACCAUUCUUAUCACAAACCUCCUGAGUGGAAUGGACUACAAUGUGAAAAUAUUUGCCUCCCAGGCCUCAGGCUUCAGCGAUGCCCUGACAGGCGUGGUGAAAACAAUGUUUUUGGGUGUGACUAAUCUUCAAGCAGACCAAAUCCAAAUGACCAGUUUGUGUGCUCAGUGGCAGGUACACCGUCAUGCCACUGCCUACAGAAUAAUUAUAGAAUCUCUCCAAGAUACAGAAAGCCAAGAAUCCACUGUUGGUGGAGGGACAAAUAGACACUGUUUUUAUGGACUGCAGCCUGAUUCAGAAUAUAAAAUCAGUAUAUAUACAAAGCUCCAGGAGAUUGAGGGACCCAGUGUGAGCAUAAUGGAAAAAACACAAUCACUUCCUACUCAACCACCUACUUUUCCUCCCACUAUUCCACCAGCAAAAGAAGUAUGUAAAGCUGCCAAGGCAGACCUGGUGUUUAUGGUGGAUGGAUCUUGGAGUAUUGGAGAUGACAACUUCAAUAAGAUCAUUAACUUCCUAUAUAGCACUGUUGGAGCCUUGGACAAAAUUGGUGCUGAUGGAACUCAAGUUGCAAUGGUUCAGUUCACUGACGACCCCAGGACAGAAUUUAAGCUAAAUGCUUACAAAAACAAAGAGACGCUUCUUGAUGCAAUUAAACAUAUUUCAUAUAAAGGAGGAAAUACAAAAACAGGAAGAGCAAUCAAACAUGUUCGAGAUACCUUGUUCACUCCAGAGUCUGGUACCAGAAGAGGCAUCCCCAAAGUUAUUGUGGUGAUAACUGAUGGGAGGUCACAAGAUGAUGUGAACAAAAUCUCCAGAGAGAUGCAAUCAGAUGGCUAUAGCAUUUUUGUAAUUGGUGUGGCUGAUGCAGAUUAUUCGGAGUUGGUUAGCAUUGGCAGUAAGCCCAGUGCACGCCAUGUCUUCUUUGUGGAUGACUUUGACGCCUUUAAGAAAAUUGAAGAUGAGUUGAUUACUUUUGUCUGUGAAACUGCAUCAGCAACCUGUCCAUUGGUGCACAUGGAUGGACUUGAUCUUGCAGGAUUUAAGAUGAUGGAGAUGUUUGGUUUGGUUGAAAAGGACUUUUCAUCAGUGGAAGGGGUUUCUAUGGAGCCUGGCACCUUCAAUGUAUAUUCUUGUUACAGACUUCACAAAGAUGCUCUAGUUUCCCAGCCAACCAAGUACCUGCAUCCAGAAGGAUUGCCCUCUGACUAUACAAUCAGUUUUCUAUUCCGAAUUCUUCCUGAUACUCCAGAGGAGCCAUUUGCCCUCUGGGAGAUUUUAAAUAAAAAUUCUGACCCAAUGGUUGGAGUCAUUUUAGAUAAUGGUGGAAAAACCCUAACAUAUUUCAACUAUGAUUACACUGGAGAUUUUCAAACUGCUACUUUUGAAGGGCCUGAAAUCCAGAAAAUUUUCUAUGGAAGCUUUCACAAGCUACAUAUUGUCAUCAGCAAGACAAUGGCCAAAGUUGUUAUUGACUGCAAGCAAGUGGGUGAAAAGGCAAUAAAUGCAUCAGCGAAUAUCACAUCAGAUGGUGUAGAAGUCCUGGGGAGAAUGGUUAGAUCAAGAGGACCAAAUGGAAACUCUGCACCGUUCCAGUUACAGAUGUUUGACAUUGUUUGUUCCACAUCAUGGGCCUACAAAGACAAAUGCUGUGAACUUCCAGGCCUGAGGGAUGAAGAAACCUGUCCAGAGCUUCCACAUUCCUGUUCCUGUUCUGAAACCAGUAAAGGGGUUUUGGGACCAGCAGGCCCACCAGGUGGUCCAGGACUCCGGGGACCGAAGGGCCAACAAGGUGAACAGGGUCCAAAGGGACCAGAAGGCCCUCGUGGUGCAAUAGGUUCUCCAGGACCUCAAGGUCCUCCUGGGCCCCAAGGGCCAAGUGGACUAUCUAUUCAAGGAAUGCCAGGGAUGCCAGGUAAAAAAGGAGAUAAAGGAGAGACUGGUCUUCCUGGUCCACAGGGUGUCCCAGGUGGUGUUGGUUCACCAGGACGUGAUGGCUUACCAGGCCAGAGGGGCUUUCCUGGAAAGGAAGGAUCCUCUGGCCCUCCAGGACCACCAGGGCCAAUUGGCAUUCCUGGAGCCCCUGGAGUCCCUGGAAUCACAGGAAGUGUGGGACCUCAAGGCUCCUUAGGACCACCUGGUAUUCCUGGACCCAAAGGAGAAAGAGGAGAACGAGGUGACCUGCAGUCUCAAGCCAUGGUGAGAGCAGUGGCGCGGCAGGUGUGCGAGCAGCUCAUUCAGAGUCACAUGGCCAGGUACACAGCCAUCCUCAAUCAGAUUCCCAGCCACUCCUCAUCAAUCCGGACCAUUCAAGGACCUCCUGGGGAGCCUGGAAGACCAGGCACCCCUGGGACUCCUGGAGAACAAGGACCUCCAGGUACUCCAGGCUUUCCAGGAAAUGCAGGUGUGCCAGGGGCCCCAGGAGAUCGAGGUCUAACUGGUGUCAAGGGAGAAAAAGGAAAUCCCGGCAUUGGAUCCCAAGGUCCAAGAGGCCCCCCAGGGCCAGCAGGGCCUUCAGGGGAGAGUCGGCCAGGAAGCCCAGGACCCCCUGGUUCUCCUGGGCCAAGGGGUCCACCUGGUCACCUAGGAGUGCCUGGACCCCAAGGUCCUUCCGGACAACCUGGAUACUGCGACCCUUCUUCAUGUUCCUCAUAUGGAGUGGGAGCUCCCCAUCCUGAUCAGCCGGAAUUCACCCCUGUUCAAGACGAGUUGGAAGCCAUGGAACUGUGGGGAGUCUGAGAUUGAAAGCCUCAGGAGAAUUUGGAAAACUAACUGCAGAAACUCUCAAGGCACCUUAUGGAAGAAGAAUGUCAUUAUGUGUUUUAUAUGUGACUUUUAAGGGGCUUACUUCAUCCACCUACAAGUUUUCCUUGGAUAAAGUUAAUACUGUUGUCAUUAAUUGAAUUAUAAAUUAAAGAAAAAAAAACUUCCCUCAUCUGUGACACCUUAAGAUUGAUUUUUCUUUAUCAUUGUAAUAUCAUGCCAAAAAUUUGUUUUGUCAAAGAAGAGAGUUUCACAAAAAAUUGACAAAAAUACUGUACUCAAAUCUUUUCUAUAUUAAGUGAUCUCAAGUCUUAACAUGCAGUAAGAUGGAUAUAAUUGUAUUUGAGGAAAAUGAUGUCAGAGAAAAACAGAAAUUCAGAGAGAUUAACAUGUUAUGCCAUUCAUCUGUAGCCUCUUAGUCUUUUGAGAAGAAAAAGGGAAGUUACUGGGCAGACUACCUCUUGUUUAAGUGCCGUGUCCAACUCUGCCAUUUAUUGGUUUCACUGACAACCAAGCAUACAGCUUAGAUAUUCUUUCUGAAUCUGGUGAUUUUAAAAACAGACUUAGUGAUUGAAUAUGCUUUUAUAUGGACAAUGAUUGUUUUCCACUAGUUCUGAUGCAAAGAACCAGUUUAGCCAACAGUAUUCCAAGGACUGCCCUCUUUGUGUACAUGGAUAAUUUGUAUAUAUACAUCUAAGAUUUUUCAGACAUUUCUAUUGUCUUUUGUAAGCAAAUAAAAAUUUUAAAUGAUG